AUGUCUGGAAGACAAAAACAUCGACGUGGUGGACCUAAGCGCCGGAGACCUUCGUAUCUUGUGCGACAGGAUGAAAUGAAUAAGCUUAAGACACAGUUACAGGUGCUUGAAAGCCAAUUGGCACAUCUUCAAGCUCGUCCCAGGAGUGUCCAAGCCCAAAUAUUAGAUGUUGUGGGCGCAAAUAAUUCCCUUCGAGAAGUAAUAUAUAGUCAGCAGCUGGCGGUAGCAGGUGCUCAAUCGAUGCUUGCUCGAAUACCGGAGAGACAUAUAGGAAGUCCAUUAUGCCGAUAUAUUCAUCUUCCAAUGGAGUGGUGGGAGCGACGUCAAGUGCUGCUGAGUCUAAAAAGUGACAUGAUUACUAGAGGCAGUCAGUACGUGAUGGCUCGAAGUCAGCAUCUGGAUUUACUAAAACCUCAGUUGAUGGAUCAUCGGUACGAAGAUGCUCAGGGAAAUUUUUGUUGUGAAAGAUUCGAGUUUUUUCACUUUACGGGUGCUCAGUCGAUAAAGCAAGUUUUUGAAGCCAUAAAGUAUUUUAUGCUGAAUAUGGAGAUCACGAUUUCGGAAGCGUUAGGGCAUACGACAGUUCGUGAAGACUAUGAUACGGUGGACGAGGACACAUCGAUCUGGAACUAUCGACUGCUGUCGACGAAUAGCCAUGAGAUUACAUCGGAGGUAAACAAGGUAGUAAUAACGGAAUACCUCGAUAAGUCAGUGGAGAUGGGUGGGAGACCUUGUGCUGUGGUGGCCACCGACAGUGUUGAUGUUGACGACUUGUAUCCGUACGACCCACGAGAGAGGGUGCGACGAGACAUUAGUGCCACGACUGUACUUACGGAAAUGAGGUGCAAAAAGUCGAUGUUGACGGUGAGUGAACAGCAAGCCAGCAACACGUCCGACAAUGACGAAGGGAAAACCUCUCAAGUUGAUGGUGGGGACGAGGAGGAAGAAGUCGUUGUUGUGAUGCAGCGUGUCGCUUUCAUGAAGAUGUACAAGCCAGACUUUGAGAUUUCACGAAAUGCAAUGCGCUCGUUGAAGGAAGGCAUAGCAAGUUGGGGCGAGGUCGAGGUUCAGUCAAUUCGAGGAGCUGUUAAUGGUUGA
Messenger RNA from Peronospora farinosa, 1098 nucleotides. NCBI's taxonomy places the organism in Eukaryota, Oomycota, Peronosporomycetes, Peronosporales, Peronosporaceae. The record is from the annotation of a GenBank genome assembly.